Leptosia nina is the source of this 402-nucleotide messenger RNA. The record is from the annotation of a GenBank genome assembly. Lineage: Eukaryota; Metazoa; Arthropoda; Insecta; Lepidoptera; Pieridae.
AUGUCGAUUCAAGUGGACAAUAAUUUAAAAGAUACAGACAAUAAAGAAGUGUUUGAACAAAGAGUACACUAUAUACCAUGUAAAAUUGAGGAAGACGCGUCUGCUAAUGUGGAGAAAUAUUUUGAAACUUAUGUUACUCAAAACGGCGACAAGGAUCUUACUGCAACUUUCCGCGGUCACCCUUUAGAUGGAAUCAAGUUGCCAUUACCAGAAGGUUAUAGAGGUGUUCUUUUGACUGAAGCCAAGAGACCAUUAAAUGAAGAUAUGGAGAGAAAAUUUCAGGUAGCAGGUGGAUUUAAAGAAAUAAUUUAUUGGAAUUGGGAUAAGAAACCGUCCAAGAAUGACAAUGUAGUUAGAGCUAUGGAUUGGGUGGAUAUCGCUGAGGCUAUACAUGGAGACUGA